AUGCUAAAGGAACUGAAUUUCUAUCAAAAUGAAACCACCUCAAGAGAUUGGAACAAUUACAGCAAAGCGGUAGACAUUAAUCUCAGUACAUGGUAUUCUAUAUUACAGUUAAGUGUUCGAGGGAAAAACAAAAAGGAAAAACUGGAAGAUUUCUUCAAAAGUGUAGUGAAAUCAGCCGAUGGCGUCAUUGUCUCUGGUACAAAGGAUGUGGACGAUUUCUUUGAUCACGAGCGGACCUUCCUUGUUGAAUAUCACAACAGAGUAAAGGAUGCGAGUGCAAAGUCGGACAAGAUGACAAGAUCCCACAAAUGUGUAGCUGACGACUAUAACAGAAUAGGCUCCUCCAUGUACACGUUGGGAACCCAGGAUAACACUGAUAUAUGCAAAUUUUUCCUACGAGUGUCUGAGUUGUUCGACAAGACCCGUAAAAUUGAGGCCCGGAUAUCAGCUGAUGAAGAUCUCAAGCUGUCCGAUCUUCUGAAAUAUUAUUUAAGGGAAUCACAAGCUGCUAAGGAUCUCUUGUACAGACGAUCCCGCUCUUUGGUAGAUUAUGAAAAUGCUAAUAAAGCACUAGAUAAAGCGAGGGCUAAAAACAAGGAUGUCCUGUCCGCAGAAACCACUCAGCAGUUGUGCUGCCAGAAGUUUGAGAAGAUCUCAGAAUCUGCUAAACAAGAAUUGACGGACUUUAAAACAAGAAGAGUUGCUGCUUUUCGUAAAAAUCUAGUCGAGCUUGCUGAACUGGAACUGAAGCACGCCAAGGGUAAUUUGCAGCUGCUGCAGAGCUGCUUGGCUGUGUUAAACGGUAAACCAUAGAGCACACUCCGUCCUAAUCUGGGAGUUAACCAGACCCUCCUGUCACCUCCAAGAGCUGCCACAUUUUCCAUGGAUUGGUCAGAUGGGAAUUCCUAGCUCCAGAGGAUGACCCCAUACAGACAUUGGGCUACCUCCAUGUUAGAAAGAGCACUGUGUUGCAAAGCCCACACUUGGUGUAUCCACAUGUACCUUUAUUUAGUCAUUGUACGCUUUCUAGUACGUCACAGAUACAAUCGUCCUUUUUUUUUUUUUUGGGAUGAAAUUAAGCAAUUAAAUGUGUAAUGAAUUGUAUGACAUAAUGCCAAUCUUAUUUAGCAAUGUAUGUUACACUUGGAUGAUGUUCGACAUUCACGGUUCGAAUGGAUUAACAUUGCCAUUAGUCGUUCACGGUCGCAUACCUUGUCCGAGUUCCAUGUAAUGAUUUUCGAUGUUUUGUAAGCCUCCGUUAUCUUGAUUUCCUGAACUAUAUAUUUUUUUUAAUUAAACAUUUUCUUAGAUAUUUCAGAGCGUUCCAAUUAUCUUUUUAAAUAUUCAGUUCAUAACGCUAAUGCAUCAGUAUGUAUGCCUUAACUUGUAGACUUCUCCAAUAUUGUAAAAUAAACUGUGAAUCCAAUGAU
Molecule: messenger RNA, 1430 nt
Organism: Bufo bufo (common toad)
Lineage: Eukaryota; Metazoa; Chordata; Amphibia; Anura; Bufonidae
Product: sorting nexin-6-like
Exons: 9
Coding region: 1-813 (270 amino acids)
Cellular component (GO): endosome
Source: RefSeq, a predicted model, not a curated record